GUAUCUCUUGUUAAAGAUAAGACUAUUGCCAUAAGGGACGUGAAGAGUUACUGAUAAGAACAGCGAGUCGUGAUAUUGUGAUUCUCUUUUGUUCAAGUUUGGAAGCAAUAUGAUAGGAGUGGCAAUUUUCUGCGUUGUUGUUUUUGUUGGUGUAUGUAAUGGACAACACUGUGGAAGUACUUCGACUUGUGCAUCACAACAUGGUUCACAUGUGUGUGGUACCAACGGAAUAACGUACACGAAUUACUGCUACCUGAACCACGCUAUAUGCCUGUACAAGCUGCAGCACCGUCACCUGGCGAUGGCCUACAUGGGGUACUGCCACAGGACUACACCAGCUACACACAUAGACACCAAACAUUGUGAUGUUAUAUGUGACGAGGAAGAACCAACCAAUCGGGUUUGUCUUAGCGACGGACAGACUUAUGAUACACAGUGUGACGCUAACAACGCGAUAUGUAACGCCACACACAAUCAUCAACACUUGACUGUAGUUAGCAAAGGUCCAUGCCUUGACCUGCACAGCUCCUGUGCAGAUGCCUUACAUUCUCACACCUGUCCGCACACACAGGAUUAUGUCUGCGCUACCAAUGGAUACACAUAUGCAAACGAAUGCUACCUGAGAACAGCUCAGUGCCGACUUUUAUCAUCUCCGGACAACACUAAACCGAUUGAAGUUCUGCACGCGGGCAAGUGUCUAGACAACUCUACAAAUCUAUCUAGGGAUGUGGAUUGCUCAACAUACGCAGACAUGAACUAUGAACAAAUACCUGUUGCGGUGGAAGGUGGUCUGACUCAGGUUGUGAAGAUCAAUCGCUGUAACACUACUGUCGGUCAUCAAAACUUGGUGUGUGCUGAUGGAAUUACAUACUCGGAUGAGUGUCACUUCUGUCAUAGAAUGGCAUUAUUGCAUAAGAUAUCUUACACGGAUGGAUUGACAAUACCCAUCGCAUAUGACGGCAGAUGCCACCACCAGAUUAUCAUUGGAUAGAUCCGGCCGCUUUAUGUACAGAAAACUAUUGUAUUCGAAAAUAAAAAAAGACAUUUAAACAUAAAAUAAAGACAAUUAUGUCAAA
Molecule: messenger RNA, 1076 nt
Organism: Mercenaria mercenaria
Lineage: Eukaryota; Metazoa; Mollusca; Bivalvia; Venerida; Veneridae
Product: ovoinhibitor-like
Exons: 7
Coding region: 110-991 (293 amino acids)
Molecular function (GO): protein binding
Source: RefSeq, a predicted model, not a curated record